Messenger RNA from Drosophila albomicans, 963 nucleotides. RefSeq names its product seminase-like. NCBI's taxonomy places the organism in Eukaryota, Metazoa, Arthropoda, Insecta, Diptera, Drosophilidae. Gene Ontology annotation, biological process: proteolysis. Bases 10 to 867 code for a protein of 285 amino acids. The transcript has a single exon. Gene Ontology annotation, molecular function: serine-type endopeptidase activity. The record is from RefSeq and is a predicted model, not a curated record.
CUUGUUGAAAUGAGAGCGCAAUUAUUAUUGUUGUCAGUGUUAGUUCUAUGUACACUAUCAUCGAUAUGGUGUAAAGUAUAUCGCAAAUCAAUCACAAGAAAAGUAAAAGUGGCAAAUCGACUGUGGGGUGGCAUGAAAUCGAAUACGGGCCCGAAUAUGGGCGGAUGGCUGAUUCGGAUCACAAAUGCCGAUGGUGCAUUUGCUUGCUGUGGUGCCUACUACUCGCAUCAUUUGGUUAUCUCAUCGGCCAAUUGUAUGGAACCAUUCCGUUGGAAUCCGUCUGGCGUCACUGCCGAGGGUACCGCCUUCAAAGAAGAUGAGACCGAAAAUUUUGCCGAAGUCGAGUACGUUUAUAUUCCUGAUGAUUUUGUGGCUGGCCAAACUAAAUCGGAUAUAGCACUGAUUCUAUUGCGAAUGCCGAUCAAAGGCAGAUUGACAGAGUUUAUCAAACUGUGCGAUACUCCGCCAGAUACGGGCAUCUUUUAUAAUACAUUCGGCUGGGGAUAUAGCAGCAUCGUUGUGCAGAAACCAUCAACGAACCCGAGGACUGUAGUUGUUCCGUUUCAGAAUAAGGAAGAAUGUGCAACGAAGUACAAAGCAGGAUUUCUAUCGGAUACGAUUCUGUGCGUAGUUCAACCGAAGGAUCGUCGAGAUUGCCUCUACGACGACGGCUCGCCGCUGGUUUACAAACAAGAACUCUGUGGCAUUGCUUCGAUUGGCUUCACGUGCCAGAAUACUUCGACGCCUGCCAUUUAUACGGACAUCAUGAAGAUAAAAAAUUACAUUAAUGAAAUUGAAAACACUAUUAGAAAAGAUUCUAAGGGCCGGAAAAUGGUUAGAACUCUAUGGGGAGAAAAUAAUUAUUAAGCUUGUAAAACAAGUUUUAGAGCAAUAGUUUUUAAAACUGUUAUAUUUUCAAAUUUAAACCAAUACAUCUUCGACCAAAACUUAUUGUUUUUUAUU